GCGUGCGCCGAACUGGGAGCAGGCGCGCCCGCACGCUGCCUGAAGGGGUGUGUAUGUAUGACACUUCCGUGCAUCAGCGAUCAGACAUCAAAUAUUAACCUGCGGCACAGCGUGGAAGCAGCGCCCACGCGGACUGUUACGCGCGGCAGUUACCUUGCCACGCCGUGCCGUGCCUCAUCUCUGGAAUCUAACAGGACAUUCAACCGCACCCCUCCAGUAUUGACACCGAUUACAAGCCUUGUAAUAGUGCCCAUUCUCGUGCUACUCCGUCAACACCCUUUUUAAUAUCCUCCGACGCGGAGUUCUCAAAGAGAUGGGACAAGUCUUCUGCGACCACGGGCAAUGACACUGACCUACACAGAGAGAUAGGGAUGGAUGCAAAAGUGUGGGAAAUGUUCGCUUUGAUUGCCGUGUGUUGCAGCGCCUGUCUCCCGGCUUUCGCAGAGGUGAUUGGUGAUGACAGCUACCUGAAUGCCGUGCAGAAUACAGUUCCGCUCUCCUGUUCCGAGGGCUUCACCGAACUGGGUUACUACAACGGAACCGUCUCCCAGACGGACUCAGGCUCGCCCUGCCUGAAAUGGACGGAGUUCCCCGACUACGUCCAGCAGUACCCGGGCCGUGGCCUGGGCGACCACAGCUACUGCCGGAACCCGGACCGCGAGUCCAACCCAUGGUGCUUCUUCAGACAGAGCUCGGGGGCCAUCGGCUGGGCCUACUGUGACUGCCACCAGGGUGCGGCCCGGCUGGUGGGGGGCUCAUCCCCUAAGACUGGCCGUCUGGAGGUCUACCUGAAUGGCCAGUGGGGCUCUGUGUGUCACACACACCUGACAGACCGUGACGCCAGUGUCAUCUGCAGACAGCUGAAGCUCGGUGAGAUCGGAACAGCCCUGCACAAUUCCCACUUCAGCGCGGGGUCCGGCCUCUUCCACUACGAGCGCCUGGGCUGCCGUGGCAACGAGAGGUCCCUCCUCGAGUGCCGGAGCAGGAAGUUCGUUACCAGCGACUGUAACCAUGGCAACGAGGCUGCUGUGCUCUGUGCACCACCAGAAGGAAGUGCUCCUCCGCUUCGACUGGUUGGUGGGGAGGAGGAGUUUGAGGGGAGGGUGGAGGUGUUCCACGACGGAAGGUGGGGCUCGAUCUGUGACGACCAAUGGGACGAGAGGGACGCAGCAGUGGUGUGCAGACAACUGGACCUGGGGGGUGUCCCUAAGGCCUGGUCGUGGGCCCAUUUUGGUCAGGGCAGCGGGCCCAUCCUGUUGGAUGCGGUGCAGUGCACUGGGAACGAGCUCUCCCUGGACGAGUGCCCUCACAGCGGCUGGGAGCAGCACAACUGUGACCACAUGGAGGAUGCUGGCGUGUCCUGCAACCCCUACACUGAUGGCGUGGUGAGGCUGGUUGAUGGAGACAGCCCCUGGGAGGGCCGCCUGGAGGUGUACCACUCAGGAGACUGGGGCACCGUCUGCGACGACAACUGGACCGAGAAGCACGCCCAGGUGGUCUGCAGACAGCUGGGCUUCAGGGGGCGAGCUGAGGUGGUAGUGGACGGAGCGUUUGGUGAGGGCGCGGGUCUGAUCCUGCUGGACGACGUGCAGUGCGAGGGCACCGAGGCGUCCCUGCUGGACUGCCGGCACGGCGUGUGGGGCCGUCACGACUGUUCGCACAGCGAGGAUGUGGGCGUGCGCUGUCAGAAGCUGGCCGAGGACAACGAGGUGUCCCUGGAGGAACCAGAACAGGGUCCUCCUGUGCGUCUGAUGGCUGGUGAGGACCGUAAGGAGGGCAGGGUGGAGGUGCUUAUCAACGGAGAGUGGGGAGGCAUCUGUGACCAUGACUGGAACGACGUCAACGCCGCCGUAGUCUGCAGACAACUCGGAUUUACUGGUGUGUCCAAGGCUCGUCCAAUGGGUUUCUUUGGGCCUGGUAAGGGUCCGCUCCACCUGGGCAGGGUUCGCUGCACGGGCAAAGAGGCGUCCCUGGGCGAGUGCCCGGCCAAGGCUCGGAGCAGCAGGUCGUGCCAGCACGGCGAGGACGCCGGCGUGGUGUGUGAAUACGUGGCCGAGCCGCCCGCCGACGUGGCUGUGGUGGGGACACACACCUGCGGACUCCGCUCCAACGCCGAGAGGAGGAGCAAGAGGAUCAUCGGCGGCUACAAGUCACUCAGGGGAGACUGGCCUUGGCAGGCAUCUAUCUGGCUGCGCUCCCAGUCUCGGGGGAGCCAUCCUCUGUGUGGAGCCACCCUCAUCAACUCCUGCUGGGUACUCACUGCCGCGCACUGCUUCAGGAAAUUUGGCACUGACCCUUCGCGUUACCUGGUUCGCCUGGGCGACCACCACACCACCGAGCAGGACGACUUUGAGCGCACACUCUCGCCCGAGCACGUCAUCGUGCACAGGAAGUACUCGCCACAGAGCUGGGAGCACGACAUCGCCCUGAUCAGACUGCGCGGGUCGGAGGGCAAAUGUGUGGCCUUUAACCCCCAUACCAAUGCAGUCUGCCUGCCCGCUCAGGGUAGCAAGUGGGGCAAGAGACCUGCCUCCUGUGUCAUCACUGGCUGGGGUGUCUCAGACUCUGAGGAGCCCGGCUCCCUGCAGCAGGCCUGGGUCCCGCUGCUCCCCGGCUGGCAGUGCAAGAAGCGCUACGGCGAUCGCUACACCAGCCACAGCAUGCUCUGUGCCGGCACCCUCUCCGACCGCCACCGCGCCGACAGUUGCCAGGGCGACAGCGGCGGCCCGCUGGUGUGCCAGACCGACGGCGACCGCUGGGUCCUCACCGGGGUCAUCUCCUGGGGUCAUGGCUGCGGCGACCCCUCCUCGCCCGGCGUCUACGCACGGGUCAGCCGCUUCCUGCCGUGGAUCGAGGAGGUCACCCACAGCACGGCGCCGCUUCAGGUCUGAGGUCCUGACCCACGCCAUUGGCUCCCCUGGCCGGCCAUCGCGUGACUAUCCGGUGACGGGUGUUGAUUAAGAGACAGUGAGCCUGCUUUUACGACGAAAAACAACGAAAAUGCUUUACGACAAAACACCAUAACACUCUGGGACCGUCUGGUUGAACUUCACUCUACUCUACUCUACUCCUCUCUUGCUCAGAAGUUAUCAAAAGCUGGCUCUUGCAUCAUAAGCCAGCACCUUGAUUAUGUAAAAAAAAAAAAUUAAGGGCAACAAAAAUCUUUCAGGCAGUCUUUCAAGAUGUUUUUUUUUCUCCAGUCCAGCCCAGUCUUGAGCUAUUGCGUGUCUUUUGGUCUAUUGUACAUUAUAAUGUCUUAGUUACUGUCAGGAGCUCCACAGUGCAUGUUAACUAUGUAUGGUAUCUUAAUAAGCCAUCUGUGUACUGCUGUCUGAGCCUUUAGCAUGGUAGCCAAUGGCAGUGUGGAUUCCUCAAGAAACUAGCAGGUGAAUGAAUUGGGCCGAUGCAUUUUGUUACAUACACUGUACGUGUUCUCAUUCAUGCUGAAAAUGCAGUAAUGUUAUUUUAACCAUACACGUGGGCUCAUAUUUUCUGGACAACACUCAGCGAUUCCAGAGUCUUUGCCUCCAGAACAACGGAAGGCCUACUACACAAUGUUCGUCACACAAGAUCUGUUCAUUCUAGUGUUCUCUUUGGAUAGCCAUUGCAGGUUGGUCAUAGCCAGUGCAGGUUGAUCCUCGGAGUUCAAGACGUGUUUUGUUGCGAUAUUAACAACUCAAUGUUCGAUCCCCAGUUAUGUUCUGGGAGUAUCAAAAGAGUACCUUUGGUCAUGUUCGGGCCUACUGGGCUUGUUUAGGAAGUUACUACAGUAGCAUCAUUUCAGCUGCGCACGCAGGGUUGACGAGAGGAAAGGUUGUCAACGGAUUUAGGUGCGUGUCGACGCUAUUCUUAUAGACUUGCACUGUUCUUUUUUUUUUUUUUUGUAGUGUUGUGGUCUAGACAGCGUGAUCCAAGUAAAGUCUGUGAACAGAUUUCUGGUGCAUAGCUAUUUAUUUCCGUUACAGACUAGGACGCUUGUAAUAAUAUCGUGUUUUUGUUGGCACGAAUCAUCACACUAGGUGUGUUGCUAUUUUUGUUAUAGCUUUCUCUAGUGCCAUGAUAGAUGAUGCAAAUGUUUGCUCUGUCAUCUAAGUUGUCGAUAUUGGCUAUUUGUCAUUUUGGGACGGCCCAUCUCAUAGACUGUGAAGUUGAAAUGGAGUCAAGAACGAUGGAAGGAUGACUGUGUUUGUUUUUUUAAGAUGUGUAAUAAUUUUGAAGUGUUCCGUUUGCUUUGUAGGUAGGCUACUGCGUGUACGUGAAUGUCCCAUUAGGUGGCGACAUUGUGUUAUUGACCGGGGCAUAGCUAAAAACCUUUGGUGUGAAAAAAUGUUGAAUUGAUUACCUUUGUCUUACAGGAGAAGUGACAUGUACAGAAUUAUGCCAUCCAAGACACUGGCCUUUGAGGGAAGGUUGAGUAUUUGUAAAGUUGGCAGUCUAUUGUCAUGGAUCACUGGCUAGCCUAGUUCGAACUGUUUUUGCCAUCCAUUGAAUACGUUUAUUUGUCCCAUUGCAAAUUAUCCAUGAAAGACUUGUUUAGGCUAUUCCAGUGAAAUGUCUAUGUAAAUAUUUCCAUUGUAAGUGCAUCUGGUGCAGUGAUGUAUUCAUUGUGUGACCGCAAGACUUAGCCUAUUUUGUAUUUUUAGGCCUAUUUGUAUUCGUUUCAAAUGUCUUUUACGAGGUCUCUCAGCGCAUAAGUCAUAGGCCCAUGGCAAUGCGAAAGUUAUAGGCCUAUGAUUCCAAGCGAUCUGAGUUGCCAGUUUCCUCAAAUGCAUUCCAUUCCACGCUGCCCCACCCCUCUUCCUUAAUGGUGCCUGCAUCGUGUGAACCGUCUUGUUAUCACUGGACUGGAUCUAAAGAGCCCUUCUGGGCCAAGCCGUCACCCGAGUUCUUCAUUUCGUUAAAAGGUUGAACUGAGGAAUGGAAUGAAUGAACCGAGGAGGACGCUUAUGGAUGGAUGACGGAGGAAAUAAUUGCAUGUCAUGCAUUAAUUUGUCUGGUCGUUUGUGGUGUUUGAUGUUUCAUGCCAUAAUUCUGACAGGAUCUGAUAAUGAAACGGUAAAAUAAAAUGCUAUCAGUAUUUCCAUGUGAGAUAAGUGCCAAAAUAAAUUAAUUCUCGUGA
Alosa alosa (allis shad) is the source of this 5119-nucleotide messenger RNA. RefSeq names its product neurotrypsin. NCBI's taxonomy places the organism in Eukaryota, Metazoa, Chordata, Actinopteri, Clupeiformes, Clupeidae. Bases 372 to 2891 code for a protein of 839 amino acids. Gene Ontology annotation, biological process: proteolysis. Gene Ontology annotation, molecular function: serine-type endopeptidase activity. The transcript has 14 exons. The record is from RefSeq and is a predicted model, not a curated record. Gene Ontology annotation, cellular component: membrane.